Messenger RNA from Thalassophryne amazonica, 1130 nucleotides. RefSeq names its product abhydrolase domain containing 14B (gene abhd14b). The transcript is spliced from 4 exons. Gene Ontology annotation, cellular component: cytoplasm. Bases 127 to 777 code for a protein of 216 amino acids. The record is from RefSeq and is a predicted model, not a curated record. Lineage: Eukaryota; Metazoa; Chordata; Actinopteri; Batrachoidiformes; Batrachoididae.
ACGGUGGCAGCAGACCAAGCAGCACCCUGUUGAGCGUGUUAUUCUCAUUGGAGCGACAUCUGCUAUUUUGGCAUUGUGGGAUAGCUUGCCGGACUACUUUCGCCUGACCCAGCGCUGAAUGAGAAGAUGCUGCUGGAUGAGAUGUCAGUGGUUAAGAUGACAGAAGGGACCGUGCAGGUUUCGUGCAGCAAAGUGCCGCUGUUUUACAGACGAGCUGAACCUGCCACAGGAGAAGCCAGGAUGACCGUUUUACUCCUGCACGGAAUCCGUUUUUCCUCAGAAAACUGGCUCAAGAUCCGUACUUUGGAGACAUUGGCCAAAGCACAGUGUCAGGCCGUAGCCAUCGACCUGCCAGGACUUGGCCAGUCCAAAUCAGCUGAAGCCCCUGCGGCGGUGGGAGAAUUGGCCCCUGCAGGUUUUCUGAAGGAGGUGUGUGAGCAGCUGAGCCUGAGUCCAGUGGUGCUGAUCAGCCCGUCACUCAGUGGGAUGUAUUCCCUCCCCUUCCUCCACCAGCAUCAAGAUCUGGUACGCGCCUACGUCCCCGUCGCGCCCAUCUGUACCGAAAAAUUCACUGCAGAGCAAUACCAAAGUGUGAAGGUCCCGACUCUUAUCGUUUAUGGUGACCAGGACGCUCAGCUUGGAGAAGUGUCGCUCCGAAACCUGAGCAAUCUCGCCAAUCACAGUGUGGUGGUAAUGAAAGGCGCGGGUCACCCCUGUUACCUGGACGACCCAGACACCUGGCACAAGGCUCUCACCGACUUCCUCAACAUGCUGUGACUCUCUCUCUCUCUCUGCUGUGUAGAAUAAAUGUUUAAUUCCUGGAGGACCUGAAGAUUGUUAGUAAUCAAACUUUUUUCUUGAAAAGUGCACGAAGCUCAAAUGCUUAAUAGAGUGAAAUGUUAUCAGGAGAUGUUUAGCAUUAUUUUUGAUAUUUAGGUGGCUUGUUAGAGCUGAAAUUAUAAAAUGAUUUAUGUUUAAUAGUUUUAUUUCAAAUGUUAAUGAACUGUGUCUGAAUUGGGGGGAAAAAACACACCACAUGUGGAAAUGAAGUGAAAAAUAUGAACAUUAUUUAAUAACAGAUUCUCUGUAAUAAACAAUUUGAAAAUAUUUUACAAGGAGUCACAGACACA